Messenger RNA from Eupeodes corollae, 1380 nucleotides. RefSeq names its product putative nuclease HARBI1. The transcript has 4 exons. Lineage: Eukaryota; Metazoa; Arthropoda; Insecta; Diptera; Syrphidae. Bases 249 to 1319 code for a protein of 356 amino acids. The record is from RefSeq and is a predicted model, not a curated record.
CUAAGGCGAUAACUUUUCGCAUCGUUAAAAAAUGAAACAACUCAUUCCUCAGUUAUCACCUCUGGAAAAAAUCGGGGUUCUGUAAUUGAACGCGAUAAGUUCAAUUUCCAAACUAUUCUGACUGGAAUAUCAAUUGGAAGGCGAUAAGUUGAACUGUCAAUCUUCUGUCAAAUAAAAAAAGAAAGUUUUAAAAUAAUUGAUAUUGAGUAAAAGUAAAAAGAAAUAUUAAUAUACAAAAUAUAUCUACUAUGUUUGCAAUAAUUUUAUUGUCGGAAAUGGACCAACGACGCAACAGAAUGCGUAUACACAGGCGAAGACUUCGGGAUAAUACUAACCCAUUUGAAAUGCCAGAAGAGCGAUUUCGGGAGUUGUACCGACUUAGUCGGGAUGCAGCGCUCAUUCUCGUUGAAGAAAUGCGUCCACAUAUGAGGCAGGGACAGAGGACAACCUUUAUCCCCAUCCCUGUUCGUAUCUGUGCGGCACUGCAUUUUUUUGCGUCUGGGUCCUACCAAAGGGACGUUGGACACGACUUUUCAGCAGCAAUGAGCCGAACUAUGGUGUCCCGCAUUGUAGCCGAAGUAUCCAAAAUACUUCAGGACAAGCUAGCGGGCAAGUGGAUAAAAUUCCCCAGAGAAGAGGAAUACGAUUCAAUAAAGCAAAGAUUUUUCAAUGAGACCGGAUUUCCCGGAGUUAUUGGGGCUGUUGACUGCACCCAUGUGAGGAUCCAAAAACCAAACAUUGAAAUCGAAGCAUGCUACCUCAACAGAAAAGGAUACCACUCGAAGAACGUCCAGUUGGUAUGUGACUACAAUCUGAGAAUUCUAAGUGUGAUAGCAAAGUUUGGAGGAUCCUCACAUGAUUCUUAUAUUUGGGAUGGAUCUCAAGUGAAAUCUUUGCUUGAACGACGUUAUGAAGUUUGUGAACCGGGGGAACACAGCUCUUGGCUGUUAGGUGAUUCUGGCUAUCCACUUCGCCCUUAUCUCAUGACACCAUACCGCUCUUCUUCUGCUGUUGAUGAGAGAUCGUACAACUUCAUUCAUGCAAGAACACGCAACUGUGUCGAAAGGCUCAACGGAGUUUUAAAAUCUGUGUUCCGGUGCCUUAAAUUGGGAUUAUGCUAUUCUCCGCCAGCAGCAGGAAGAAUAAUUAAUGCAUGCUGUAUGCUGCAUAACUUCCGAUUAAGGCACGGCCUUUUAGAAGAGGAAAAUUUUCAAGACGAAAAUGAUGCUGGAGAUGAAAGCUCUUUCCACGAAAAUGCUUCAGCCCAUCUACGAGCAGCCACGGUGAUUCGAGACCGCAUCAAACGAAAUUUUAAUUAAUUUGUCUAAAAAUAUUACUAAAAAAUUUAAAUAAAUAAAAAAAACAAAUUAUAAAAAAUCA